Molecule: messenger RNA, 3604 nt
Organism: Formica exsecta
Lineage: Eukaryota; Metazoa; Arthropoda; Insecta; Hymenoptera; Formicidae
Exons: 11
Coding region: 582-3362 (926 amino acids)
Biological process (GO): mitotic spindle assembly checkpoint signaling; mitotic sister chromatid separation; protein phosphorylation
Molecular function (GO): ATP binding; protein kinase activity
Source: RefSeq, a predicted model, not a curated record
UAUAUUAUAAGUGAUAAGUUAAAAUCGCUGAUUAAGUUUAAUCGGAGUUUAAUCGAAGUAGCUAUCUUUGAUAUCACCUCGAACAUUUUCUAAAUUUCCGCGCUUUUUUUGCGCUAGCAGCGCCACAAAUCGGGAAAAUUCGAAGACUCGACUAGGUUCGAAUUUGAAUGACCAAUCGCGCCCUUGAAAUAGAGCGGUCUCUAUAUGAUAAUAGGUCAAAUACUCUACGCAUAUAUUUUUAAUGUUUACUUCAGUAAGUAGGUUAGAAUGUGUGUGCAAGUAGUUUAGCAAAGUAAAAAGAUAAGGUGCAUACGCAUAAAUGUAUUAAUGCCGAUAUCUAAAUUAAUUAUAUGUCUUUUCGUGCAGUACAUUUUCGCAAGAUUUAAUAUUUUAUGUGAAAAGUAAUAUCAUUUCUAUAUAGUUACAUUCACUUUAUUAACGUUACUUCACAUUGAACAGCAUUUAUGUAUUAAUACGCACAAAAGUCUUCGAGAGAAAGACGCUAAAUAUUAAAUCGCUUAUUAAAUUUGAAAUCUUUAAUCGUUAUUCAAUAUUAAAUAUUAAAUCGCUUUUUUGUAAACAUGGAAAAUUUCGCCACAGUUACGGCUGUUCCAAAUCCUCGAAAUCUCAGUGAAUAUUACCGAAACCUAUUACAACAAUUUAGUAGCUGUCACACACCGAACGGGGACAUCAGCGACCCGGGCUGGGUCAUUUAUCGUCCUAAAGAGCAGUACGCCGAACAAUCAUCUAAAAAAAGCAAUGGAAAAUCGCGGGAACAAGCGCAGCUUAUACCAGGUGUGCCGUAUAUACGGGCUUCCGAAAUAUUCGAAAUCGGAAGUGUGGUGGGCACUGAGAGCCAAUUUCUCGAGCUAGUAUCUGCAGAAUGGCACAAUAUGAAGGUGACACUGAAGAGAAAUAUCUUUCCAUCAUGCCACGAUGCAAUAAAGAGAGAAGUAGAAGUUCUUAGGGAAAUUCGCCAUCCUAACAUAUUGUUAUUGAUGGGCACAACACACACAAAUGCGCACAAUCUUGUUUCCAUCUUCGAAUCUGUCGAUUGCACAUUACAUAGUUAUAUACAUGAGCGAGGCGAACGAAUGAAUACACAAGGAAUCAUGCAAAUCGGCAUGAAAUUGGCGGAUAUAUUAAAAUAUUGCCAUAUGCGCGGAUAUAUCCACACAGCGGUCAGUUCGCGUUGCGUUUACUUUACAUCCAACAACAAUGUCAAACUUGGUGGAUGGGAAAUGGCUGUAGAAAUGGGAAUCCCUUAUCAAUUUCGCGAAUACGAAAAAUAUUUGCGAUUAGAGAAUUUGAAAUGGGAACCACCGGGAACUUGUUAUGGAGAAUAUCAUAAUAAAAAGAUCGAUGUUUACAGCUUGAUGUUGUUAAUUUGGGAAAUGUGCACAGGAUGUGUACCACGAAGCGGGUAUAAUCGUCCAAAUGUAGAACGACAUUACAUGAUACGCAAACGCGAUGUUAUUGUAAGCUUGCAGAAUGUCCCACCGAUUCUCCAUGAUUUAUUAGAAACUGGAUUGCACCCAGAUGAGACGAAAAUGACAUUAGACAUGGAAAAAAUAGGAAGGAGACUUCAUCGGCUGCUGAUGAUACAUGAAGAAGAAGAGAAGAAUAGCACAUGUAAAUGCGCAGACAACAGUAAUGAUCUUUUGUAUAAUGAUAAUAAUGCAUUAUAUAAAAAGACUUUUGAUGUGUCAUCUGUACAAAAUAAAGCGUUGAUCAGAAAUCAAUUUGCCAAAUCAUCGCAUUGCCCCAUGAUAGAGAAAAAAUCCUCCUCCAAUCAAUUUCUCAAGUUUAAGAAAAAACAAUAUGAUGACGAUUUAGAUUCCGAAAAUAAUGUCGAAAAGACAGACGCAUCUGUGAUCGAUGAUAGUAUCGUGAGUUCUAUGAUUAAAGUAAGAAAUACUACUCCUUGCAUUCGUUGCGCAGAGAUUACAGAUAUGAUGUACAACAUGGAUGAGAUAUAUGAUGCACGAGCUAAUAUAAAACGAUUGAAGGAACUACUAGCCAGUAAAAGAGAAGAUUUCUUUUUUGGAAACGAUUCAAUGUUAUCUUCUUCAAUCACAAGUCCAAAAGCAACAAGCACAUUAAUCUCAGAAGGAAGAAGUCCCAACUGUAUAACAUGUAAACCAGCUAGUCAUACAACUGCUAUAGAACCUAAAUGUAAUAAGUCACCCAAUGAAUAUAAUGGGACUAUUCCAAAAUCGUCAUAUUCACAUCAACGAAAGACGCCAUAUCCGAGCAUGCCUGCGAGCAUUAAGCAUGCAAUAAUGCAACCUCGGGUUUUGCAUCCUGAUGCUAAAAGUUUCUACGAAUCGACAUUAUGGAGAAAAGAAAAAGAGAUUUGUUUAUCACGAAUGGCACGCGACAGUAAAGAGCAGACAGAAGAUUUAUCAUCGCUACAACAAUCAAGUUAUAAUGAUACUCCUAUCACUGACGAUGAUAAAGUACAAUAUUCCAAAACAGACUUGAUAAAUACUGAUGCUACAUAUACUAUUGAGUCUAAGGAAAAAGGUGAUUAUACCAAAGAUAAUAAAGAAUCAUCCUUAAAAGAUAUGAAAAAUGAUUAUGUAUCAACAAAGCUUUCACCUUUUUCAAAUAAAUCCAUACAAGAUUUGAAGGAUGCCCUUGAUCGUGCCACAGAAAUAGUACAUUCGGUAACACCACCAAAAAUUUGUAAUUCCAAGCUCGAUUGGGCUAAUACACAAGAACUCAAAACAAUAUUCAAAGAUCGGUAUGAAACAACAUAUGAUAACAAUCAAAAGAUCACAGUUACCGAAAGAUGGACGCCUGGCAACAGCAAUUUCGUAGGAGUAAAUGAAGUUAGAGACACAGAAAAUAAUAUUGAAGCCUCCAUAAGAUAUGAAGAAAUUUUCAAUCAAGCUUUCAUAAAUAGUGAAACAUCCAGUUCCGCAACCACAAAAACGUCAAGCGAAUCUCCAAUAUUAACGUCGAAGCAACAGUCGACCAUCUUGCAAAAAACAGAUCGAAAUAAUAUAGCCUUUACAAAUAAGAUUAUGUCAAAUUUGCAACAAAGCGGAGUAGAUUUUAAAACACAUGAGAUGGAAUGUGUCAAUGUAGAUACUAUCUCGAACAAUGUUGCAAUAAAAGAUUCACCAAGAAGACGUUCUCUACCCGCAAAAUUAAAUACUUUGACAAUAAUGUCCAUCCCAAAAAAUACUCACCAAAAAAAUAUGCCAGUCAGUCAAUAUUUAACCGAGGAUAUGUAUAUUGACGAUGAAUUCGGUAGUAGAUUAAAUUAUAAUCUAGUUCUUUUGGAUGAUGAGAUACAUUUAUUAAAUACUGCUUUAAGUGACAAUGAAAGUCUACCUCAGACUACAGAGUUAUAAAUUGUACUAGACUCAACUUGUUUAUUCAUUCGCACAUACAUUUAAAAAAUCGUCAUUCUUUUUAAAUAAUUUAUGUUUAUUUAUAUGCCAUUUUGAUAACAGCAUCAGGGCAAAUUUUUGUUUUAUACUGAUUUGACGAUAUAAUCUCAAUGCGAAGAAUUUAACACGAUUUACUUAUUUCUCAUCAUUUAUUUAUGUUUACAAGCGCAAGUAAUAUAAUGUUAUAAAAUGUUUUUAGAGAA